Molecule: messenger RNA, 1772 nt
Organism: Haliotis rubra (blacklip abalone)
Lineage: Eukaryota; Metazoa; Mollusca; Gastropoda; Lepetellida; Haliotidae
Exons: 2
Coding region: 12-557 (181 amino acids)
Source: RefSeq, a predicted model, not a curated record
AUUGUCAUAACAUGAACAGUAAUGAUUUGAUCUCAACUCACCUGUUCAUAAAAGUGAACGGUGGCAUCUACCUGGACACCGACAUGAUGAUCCUACGGCCAAUAGACGCUCUCCUGAACACCAGCCUCACCAUGGGACUGAUCGACAACGGCACGGGGAUGGGCAACGCUUUCAUUGUUGCUGAGAGGAAUUCAGAAUUUCUGCGAGAAUGGUAUUCAGGAUAUCGUCAUUACAAUAAAUCUCACAUCUUCGAGAACUCACUAUGGACCGCCAAACGUCUGUGGCUUAAGAACAAAGGGUCAGUUAACGAAAUAGCCGCAAUGAUGUACCGACCAAACUGGUUCGAGUCGGCUAAGUUGUUCAAACAAGCCGGUUAUGACUGGAAGUCUCGCUACGCGGUUCACGUCUGGCAUCGUCACGGGCAUGUGCCUGAAAACCCAGAGGAGAUGAACAAACUCAAUACUACACUGGGGAAAUAUUUAGGUUUGUGUAUUACGGCAGUGAAGAGAUGGUACAGUCAUGAAAUAACAUUGUUUAUUUCAUCGUUUGAUGUGUAACGCCGCACUCAACAAUAUUCCAGCAAUAUGGCGGCGGUCUGUAAAUAUUCAAGUCUCUACCUGACAACCAGUGAUCAACAUCUUGAGCAUCGUCUGUGAAAUUGGAAUAGGAUGACAUAUGUCAACCAAGCCGACGAGCCUGACGACCUGAUCCGUUAGUCGCCUCUUACGACAAGCAUGACAAGCACGACGGAUGUCAUGGCUGGUUCCCUUUUCUAGGCAAGAUCUGAAUAACAAGGUCACAGGCAUAACUGAACAUCGAAAAGCUGAAACAUUUCAGGUGUAACAGUAACUCACCUGUAUACUGCUGAACUUUGUUGUCACCUAUCGUGAGGCGUUUCUCAUGUAUAAACUGUUGUAUAUGCUCAUAAGUAUUGUAGGCUAAAAAAGAGUCUAUACACAAACCCAUCUACAUCUUUAAUGUGGGCAGAUGACAACCCACAAGAUGUUUCGGGGACACUAGCCGCCAGCUGUAUGUUCUAUUCUAUUUACAUUAAAGGUUACGCAUUAGGUACAAUGAGUGAGCAUGUUGUAAAGGUAUAUUCCAGGCAUUGUAAUCACAUAUUGUAAGAUGGGGAAUCGGACCGGAUUGCGUGACGAGCGAACGCAUAAACCAUUAUUCUACCCAACUGCCCCGUAUCAUUUGCACACGGACACUACUGACCAUGGAUAGGAGAAACGACGGAGAAGCUUUAUAAUUAAAGUGCGAAGAGAAACAGUUCAAAUGUACCUUUGUUCGGACAAUAUUUCAGUGUUUGUGCGAAAUACUACUAAACAAAUUGUGGGUGGAUUGGGAAUGUGUAACACCUUGAGACAACACGAGACACAGCGUCGUACAAAGAAUGGUAGCUUUAUUUCUUGAGUACUCUUGUGAGGUACGGCGAACACUUACUACACAACUUGUAGAGGCUACCAGGGCUAGGCGACGGGGUAAGGUUGACACUUGGGCAGUAGACGUCUGGACUGACCGGUCAGUUCGUCCCUUCAAGUCCCUGGCUUGCCUCUUCCGCUGGUCUGUCCACGCCCUUCCCGCUGUCUGCCCACUCUCAUUUACUUGCCUGUCCUCCCUGCUUUUAUAUGCACAUGAAUGAUAAACUAUUUGCUUAGCGUGCACAUAUUUUGACUAGUCAGCAGUUCCACUGGCAUGAUCUGCCUAGGUGGCCAUAUUUUGUUUAGCUAUGAGUGAGUGAGUGUGUUUAGUUUUACGCCGCGCUC